This is a messenger RNA of Rubroshorea leprosula, 464 nucleotides long. The record is from the annotation of a GenBank genome assembly. Lineage: Eukaryota; Viridiplantae; Streptophyta; Magnoliopsida; Malvales; Dipterocarpaceae.
AUUAUAUAAUCAGAGAAGACCCAACCGUUAAAGAGGAAAAGAAAAAAUGAUGUCGGGGAUUGAGGAGGACAAACUGCAUUUACUAAAACAGCAGCUACUGCCUGCCCUCUGCGCUCUGCCUGUAGACAGAAUAUCCAUGUAUUUUCUGCAAAACCCAGACCCAGAGGAAUUAUCACCAUUUCCUUGGGAUACGCGCUUCCCCUCUGUACGUACACUUUCACGCGCAUUCAUUCCUAUUCCCCCUUCCUAUGCCAACUGCACUGCGCCAGAUCUUUACACCCUGCCCCCAGCGCGUGAAGUUAAAAUUGAUUUGCACACUGCCCUUUAGGAUUUUGGGUACUAUGGCUCUAGCGGCGUAGCCCCUCUCCCUAUUGGCUAAUACAAAUAAUAUUUCUUUCUUUUUUUUUUAAUUUCAAAUUUCAUUAUCUUUGUUAAGAAGGUAUUAAUAAAUUUUUUAUUAUAAA